AUGGCGAAAUUCCAAGUAGGCUGGUAUCGAUUCGUACCGUUCCUGGGAUACCACCAUGUCUUGAUGAUCUUGAUAGCAAUCGCCAUCAUCCUUCUAUGUUGCUCGUCAUCGUCACCUUUGAUGCCCGAUAUCUUCCUCCUGUCUCUGUACUACGACAGUUACACAGCAGUCCCCUCAACAGCGCAAGUUGACUACAAUGUCCACACGGCCAUCGAGAACAUCGCCGGCGACGCCCGUCUCGCCUGCCGGGUUGGUUACUUCGGAAUCUGUAUCAGCCCCGACGGUGGCAGCUGGCUUUGCAGCAACAACGCCACCGCUCUUGCCAACGAAGUUUCUGUCGACCAGGAUCCCCUCAACCUGAUCUGGCUUGCUGCUCAGUUCAAGGACAUGAUCGUGUUCCCCUACCUCAUCAUCAUUGCCAUCAUCUUUGCCUUCGUCUGCUUCCUCUUGCUCGCUACCUUCCCCGGAUGGCACGAGGAGGAGGACUCCGAGGGCUCUGACCGCGAAGUCAAGCCGUUUCCAUCGCGACCCGUUUCCCAGAUCUCGCUGGCCAUCAUCUUCAUCGCCUCCAUCUUUGUUCUCGUGUCUGUGCUAUGGCAGCACACCGCCUCAGUUGCUGCGUCCAUCAUCGCUCAAGAUUUCGGGAACGGUGCUGUACGCUCUGGUGUCGGUACUUCCGCCAUGGUCCUCGGUUGGUUCAGCUUUACCCUGCUCAUCAUUGUUACCAUCGGUCUUUUGGUCAUGAUCCUGAGUAUCCGUGUUCUGAGCCAAAUGGUCGACUAA
This is a messenger RNA of Colletotrichum spaethianum, 783 nucleotides long. RefSeq lists its product as uncharacterized. Gene Ontology annotation, biological process: conjugation with cellular fusion. The record is from RefSeq and is a predicted model, not a curated record. Gene Ontology annotation, cellular component: mating projection tip; membrane. NCBI's taxonomy places the organism in Eukaryota, Fungi, Ascomycota, Sordariomycetes, Glomerellales, Glomerellaceae. The coding region runs from base 1 to 783 and encodes 260 amino acids. The transcript has 4 exons.